Messenger RNA from Tinamus guttatus (white-throated tinamou), 812 nucleotides. The record is from RefSeq and is a predicted model, not a curated record. Lineage: Eukaryota; Metazoa; Chordata; Aves; Tinamiformes; Tinamidae.
GUCGAACCCUCGGCAAGGAGAAGAGAUUCCCGUGCAAGGAAUGCGGGAGAAAUUUUGGCCAGAGCUCCAACCUGAUCGUGCAUCAGCGAAUCCACACCGGGGACAAGCCCUACAAGUGUCACGAGUGCGGCAAGUGCUUUCGGCAGAGCUCCAACCUCAUCGUGCACCAGAAAACACACGCGGGACGGAAGCUCUACGAGUGCCCCAAGUGUCACAAGUGCUUCCCGGACCGGUCCCUGCUCAUCCGGCACAAGAGGAUUCACGUGGGCGAGAAACCUUUCCAAUGCCCGCAGUGUGGGAAAAACUUCAUCCAUGAAUCCCGGCUCCUUGUGCACGAGAAGGCGCACGCGGGAGAACAGGUCUACCCGUGUCCCGAAUGCGGGAAACGCUUCCAGCGCACGCACACGGGCGAGAAGCCCUUUCACCGCUCCCAAUGCAAGAAGUUCUUCCGCGGGAGAUCCACGCUUUUCCGGCACGAGCGGCUGCACACGGGCCUUAAACCCUACGGAUGCUCCGAGUGCGGCAAGAGCUUCGGGCAGAGCAGGGACCUCGUCGCCCACCAGCGCUUCCACACGGGUGAGAGGCCCUUCCAGUGCUCCCAGUGCCGCAAAUCCUUCAGCAACCGCUCCAGCCUCAUCCGGCACCAGCGGCUUCAAGUGGGGGACAAGCUCUACAAGUGUCACGAGUGCGGCAAGGGCUUCGGCCAGAGCUCGGACCUCAUCGCGCACCGAAGGACGCACACGGGCGAGAAGCCGUAUCCGUGCCCGGUGUGGACCGCAGGAUCAGAGCUCCAUGGGAAGCCUCCACAUUGA